Molecule: messenger RNA, 1010 nt
Organism: Polypterus senegalus (gray bichir)
Lineage: Eukaryota; Metazoa; Chordata; Cladistia; Polypteriformes; Polypteridae
Gene: mul3
Product: mitochondrial ubiquitin ligase activator of nfkb 1
Exons: 5
Coding region: 34-852 (272 amino acids)
Biological process (GO): organelle organization; protein ubiquitination
Molecular function (GO): ubiquitin-protein transferase activity
Source: RefSeq, a predicted model, not a curated record
ACACCAACAGCUACUAACACAACUUUCAGAAAGAUGUCUGAAACUUGCACCUCACUGACCCUUAUCUGUGUUGGAAGCAGCUUUGCGCUGUCUGGGCUUUUUUACCACUUGUACAAAAGAAAACUGCAAGAAAUACAGCAGCUAAAAAAAAUCCCAAAGGUUGAACUUAAUGAAGACCUAUUAAGGCAAUUGCACGCAUUGCAUCACAAUCGCCUCCCAUAUGUGGCUAUAGAAGGUGUUGUGUUGCCAGAUGGCGAACCUCUGGCCAGCCAGUAUGUGCCAAGGUGCUAUGGGGUCAUUCAGCGAGUCAUUGUCCAAGAAUACAAAAAAGUCCUGAACAGGAUUACAAACACCUGGAAUACUGCAAAACAUAAUCGAAAAGAGUCGACCAACACUGUACCAUUCAGCCUUGUUCCUGCAGGGAUUUACAGCACACCAGUGACCGUGCAAGUGGAAUCUCCUAUGACUGCUACAGAUCUCUACCUGGAAAUGGUUUACAGUCGUAUCCGCAAAGCCAAGGAGACCUUUAUGGGUUAUUUUGAGCAAGAGAUGAGUGGUGAGAAGCCUUGGUGUUUGGAGGAACGGGAGGAGAUGCUUAAGGUUGGGAGUACACUGACUGGCUUUGGAGAGCUCAUAAUGGACUCCAGUCGGGUGCUGAGGCUCCGGCCACCUCAGAAUGGACAGAAGUAUCUGCUCAUCACGUCCAGUUACCAGUCCUACCUGCAACAGCAUCGGUCUUCAAUGAACAUGUGGAAGAUGCUGACUGUUGUUUUUGGCCUGGCGGGUGCCAUUGUGCUCUUGGUGUUCCUAUAUAGGAGAUAUCUCAAAGAGUCAGAAAAAAAGGAUACAUAGUUUUAGUAAUCAUUACAUUCCUUCUUGCCUUCAUUAGCUUAUUGUGCUACUACUAUUGCCAAAACAUUUGCAUUGAGAAAAUCAACAAUCAAAAUUAUAUUAGUGCUAUGCAAUUGAAACCUAAGCAACAUUCAUAUUAAAGAUAAUUAAAUAAACCA